Molecule: messenger RNA, 4254 nt
Organism: Xyrichtys novacula (pearly razorfish)
Lineage: Eukaryota; Metazoa; Chordata; Actinopteri; Labriformes; Labridae
Source: the annotation of a GenBank genome assembly
GGGGAAAUCCGUGCCACGUGACAAUGUUUACUUUACCUGGACAAUCAAGCAGCCGCCCGGCGAGGACUGUGUGUGUGUGUGUGUCCGGGUGUGUUUGACAUGAUUCAGUGAGAACAUCUGAUUGAAAGGCAGGCUCAGGUGAGUUCAUGUUGCACCUGUUUGGUCAUCUAAAGCUUCGAUUUCAACCCAACUUUCAGCUCUGUUUGCGGGGUAACCAUAACGUAGCAGUUCGCCUCUCCUCCGUACCAACAUGUAACUCAGUAUUCAGGGGAUUGAACGUUUCCUUGAGAAGCUGUGAAAGAUUGAACGCCCUAACCCGACCGAAAACGCUUUCUGAGGGGUCAGGAGACACUCUUUUCCCCGGCUUACCACUGAAGAAACACGAACUUCUUCUUCUCUGAGUAUGUCUGACAACGGUGUUUUUACUUCCUGAGUUUUGUCUCAAAACAUAUUAGUCAAAGUGAAACCUUUGUCGAUUGGUGUUCUUUGAUUAAUCGAGUUUCGACUGUCUUUUUUGUGAGUUUAUCUCAUUGUUUUAAGGCAACAUUUGAACGUCUAGAGUUAAUAUCUCAUAGUGACAAAAACAAACUAGUUACAGUCAGGUUGUAAAACUAACUUUCUAGUGUGGGUGCAGUUUAAAAUAUAGGCUAACGUUGAUGCUAACGAUCUUAGCAAUGUCUCUUGGUCACGAUCAACUUCUACUUAACUGACAGAUGUUAUAAACUGCGGCCCACAUUAACUGUACAUGUCAAGUAAGAGAUAUCAUUCUUGGUCAAAACUUUUUGUACUUUAAGUUUAAGUUUUUACCCAGGUCACAAGUUUCACUUUCGGUUACAAAGAGGAGUGUGUUUACCUCCAGCUAAACUAACUUACAGCCCUAAAUAAUAUACUGUGUACCGUCUCACAGGGUAGGUUAACCCUCUUGAAAGGACCCCUUAAAGAAAUGAAGACGGUGUCAGAAUUAAAUCUUUUAUCUUAACACAUAAAAUAAAUAGUAAAAUCGUAGAAAAAAGCAUGAAAACUGUCAUAUCAAAAGAUAGAAAGCAGAGAGGCAGAGAUGGUAUCAGUUCAAGCCAGUUAAAUACAAUGAAAUGUACUUUGUGAUCAUGAGUUUUGGAUUUAUUAUUCAAAUUAAUGAAUCAAUUAGUCACAGAAUCAAUCAAAUGUCACUUUUCUUGAUAUUUGGCACCAGAGUGACUAUUUGGUUUUUAACAAAUUUUGCAUGUUUUUUUUUUUUCAGACAGCCUCUCGUAACACUGCAUGAUUUGGACAUAUUUUAAUCUAGAAAUGGGAGCAAAGUUGUGUGCAGACUGUGUUAGGUCAAACUUGUAUGACCACUUUACUGAGAACUACAUAGGCAUGUAGGUGUUAACCUGUAAGGGGCACCAAAGGGUGGUAUUUGAGAGUGUAACUAUUCGACAUCCUUUACUCAGACUCUGCGAUCCUCUUGAGGAAGUUGCGCUUCAUUUUGACUUUUUAUUGAGUGUUUUCUCACCUCUAGAUUUGCUGAUUACUCUUAAUCUGAAUUUCCCUCUAAAUUAAUAGGUUAUCAGUUGCCUUGGUGCUGUACUACACCAGGAUAGUCUGAAACCCUUUUUCAGUUCAGUUUUAUCCAUCAACUCUGUCGAUUCACUCUUGAAAAACGGGUUAGGUUAGCUGACAUCAAUCUAAGUUGCUGCAUCUAUGAACUUUGCCCACACUCAGAAUGACUAUCAAAAUCUCUCCAUGGUAAAACAGAGAGUUCAGUGGAUGUGCAUUGAUCGGGCACUUUGCCCUGAAAGAUCAUAUUUAAGUAAUUCCCGCCUGCUGUACAGCUGCUGGCUUAAAACCUUCCAAUUUGUGACUCUACUCCAAAACUCAAUAAAAUAAAUUUCUGAAAUGUGCAUGUAACUACAAGAGAAAACAGAUUGCAUGAUCCCAGCCUUUGAUUUAUUGUCCUUUAUGUCUACCUCUCAGCUGAAUGAAAGACAUGAGCAUCUCCAGGCAGAGAGCCAAAGAUCUCGUCACCGCCUACGAUCACAGUUUGGAGCGGCAAAUUGUGGGUCAGGGCUCCAGCCUGGUGUGUAGAGAUGAGGAGUUGUGGAAGCAGGUGGAGGGACUACUUAGGGAUGAAGAUGGUCGGGAGAUACACUGCCUGGGUCUGGAUCCCCUGAGGGUGAUGGAGGAGUCUCUUACAGAAGCAGCAACAGCAGCAGCCAGCACAGGGCGUGUUAAUGUCAGGAGAGGGCUGCGGGGCCUGGAGAGAGCUUUUGAGGUCCUGGAACAGGCAGCUCUGAACCUGUACCUCUGCCCUUGGAGGGAGGAGUUCAAAGUCGUCAAGGUUAGAUAAGAUUUCCCUUUAGUAAAUUUGUGAUUGCAUUUUUGUAUCAUGUUGCAUCUUAUUGUAUCAUAUCCUAUUGUAUUGUGACAUUUAAGUUAAAAAUCUGUUCCUGUUGUUUGAUGAACCUGGCGUUUUUUUUCCAUUUUUGAUCUCUCCUACAUUUGCCCAUCUUAUCUCCCAGAUGUACUCUGGCAUAUUCACCCACCACAUCAAACCGGUGCUGUCGAUGCCACAGAUAGAGAGGCUUUUCGGUCUGCUGGGAUACCAGCCCAGCUCUCCUCGACAUGAACAGCUCCGUCUCCAGUCCCACAGAGUCAGUCCUGCCUCUAUGGACGACCUCCUCUGCCUGUCAUGUGCCUUUUUCUUGGCCCGUUGUGAGUGUCGCCUCCUUCAAGAUGCUCUGGGAGAGCAUGCUGGUGAGGUCCAGUGGGAGCUGAGUGUGGUGAGGGAGAGACUGACAGGAAACAAUCUGCAGGUAUGUCUGACUGACAAAUGAAUUAUGAAAUCAUGACCCCUGAUGUGAACAAACGAACUGUGACAGUAAGGUGUUUGCUGAGGGUUAACUCAGUGUUUAUCUUAACAGGACGUACUGAUCAACACCAAUAAGGCACUGGAAGUGGACCAGCAGCCGAUGGAACAUGGUGAUGGAGAAGUGGACGUGGAUCUGUACACAGAUAUUCAGGGAAAUGGCCGUCAUAGGAGGGCCUUGGAAGAAGAUGAUGGGAGUCCACCAUCUUUAGCCUGGGUGGCUCUCAACGCUGCAUCAUCCUCUGCCGUCAAAACACAAAGCAACGGAAUAACAUCUCUGCCCUCUUCAUCUGCCUCCCUGUCCAGCCGAGAGCAUGUCUGUGUCUCCACACUAAACUGCCAACUUACCAACACGUCACCACCCGAGUCACAAACGGAAAGAAGCUCUUCAACCAGUGCCAGGCAGCGCAGACGUCUAGCUAAAGACUCGCAGUCACACAGUCUGCAGGUCGAAGUCUGCAUGAAUGAGGCGGCAGCCGACCAGCUGUGCAGCUGUCUCCAAUCUCCUCACCUUGCUGUUAAACUCUGCAAAGACUGCAACAGCCUCCAUGAUUUUGACUGUGCCUUGCUGAAGCGUUGCAUUAAUGAGAACCACCGCACGAUUUUUCCUGACAAUCCGAUGGAAGAGAUGAAAAAAUGGAGAGCUGGUCCCCUGCACGAUGAAAGUUUCAGUACCAAUGCACCACCAAAUCUCACCAGCAGCAGUGUAGCCAUGGCCUCCUUAACUCUGGGAGAAGAGCCUAGAUCAAUUGCAACAAUCAGCUACCACGACUGCUGCGACCUCACUAAGCUGGACCCUCAGUUUCUGUGUCGUAGCUGCAGCGUGUUCCACGCUGGGUCCUGUAAAGGGAUAACUUUCUGCCAAAAUGAGGAUCAUGAGUUAAGUGUGCUGGGAUUGUGCUCCUGUGGAAAGGAAGCUUCCAGAGAUCCUUUGGUUCUGUGCAGAUAUUGUGGGAAUGAGUUUUGCAGGGAUUGCUGGUACAGAGAUCCUUUGAAAUGCAUCUGUGGUGAAAGGUUUGACCAGUCAUCCUCUGUGUGAUUGUACUGGAAAAUAUUGCACUUAUGAGGCACAACUAGCAAAAUCACAGUGCCUUAAAUGAAGUACAGAAUAUCAGAAGUUCAAUUGUUGCCUUGACACAGUCUGAGAUGCAGUAGUGUGCUUCAGUUCUUUCACUUUAAUCAUAACACUGAAGCUUGCAUUACUUUGUGAUACACCUGGUCCAAGGGGCCGUAUUUACAAUUGCCAAAAUGUCUGCAAUGCCUUGUUCUGUUGAGACAUAAAAAAUUACCAGUAUGUGCUCUUAUAUCACGUAUAUGUAACUUUGUGUAAAGCACAUUGAUGUAUGUUUUCAUCUGUAUUUCAGGCCUGAACACAGACUGGAUUAAAAAGGGUCAAUACAUCUCUA